This is a messenger RNA of Sebastes umbrosus (honeycomb rockfish), 4556 nucleotides long. RefSeq names its product PHD finger protein 12b (gene phf12b). Lineage: Eukaryota; Metazoa; Chordata; Actinopteri; Perciformes; Sebastidae. The coding region runs from base 650 to 3811 and encodes 1053 amino acids. The record is from RefSeq and is a predicted model, not a curated record. Gene Ontology annotation, biological process: negative regulation of transcription by RNA polymerase II. Gene Ontology annotation, molecular function: protein binding; transcription corepressor activity. The transcript has 15 exons. Gene Ontology annotation, cellular component: Sin3-type complex; nucleus.
CAUGCGCGUCUGGCGGUUCGCGGUUGCGCCAACUCUGGUAGAGGAUGUUGCUAGCAGCCAUGAUGGUGUAGAUGUGCACAGCCUUUUUCACAACAAUAACAGCAACACAAUUUGCAUCUCCAGAUUACCCCGAUUUUUUGAGGAUUAUACCUUCUGAAGUCUACCGUGCAUUGGACUCCGGACACACCGAAUCCCCUUCAGUAUUUGUCUGCUACUAUCUUGCUGUAUUGACAAUGGGAGCGGAGCGGUUUGCACAUUUACAAGGCUGCUUUCUGCAGGAGCAGAGACAAUCAUGGCUGGCCAGCUAGAUAGGCCGCGGAGGGAUCUUGUAGCUGACAGCAACAGAGUACUGUGUGUGGAGCUUGUGGGCAGAUCAUAAAACGUGGUACUAAAGAAGCUCAGUGUUUAAAUCACACGAGUAUAGUUGUGUUGUCUCUUUGAGGCCCUGAGUGAGACCGUUAGCUUCACAACCUUGACUGGUUCGUUAGCUCCUUUUAGCCGGCUAACGAGAGCUAGCAUCGACUGCCUGGCUAUCCAUCCGCUGGAAAAAGACAAUAUAGUGCUGGGGUUUGCUUCUCCUCGGUGUGUGCUCGGUAGGCAUUUGUAUAUCGCAAAAGUCCCCCUUUUUGCAGCGUCUGCACCUGGAUGAAUGUGGGACAAAAUGGAGACCCCGACGAUUGUGUACGAUCUGGAUACCUCUGGGGGCUUAAUGGAGCAAAUCCAAACACUGCUGGCGCCCCCGAAGUCAGAGGAGGUGGAGAAGAGGAGUCGGAAGUUGGUGAGAGACGUCCGGAGGAGCGGCAGGGCCACCAACCACGACACCUGCGACAGCUGCCGGGAGGGGGGAGACCUGCUCUGCUGCGAUCACUGUCCUGCAGCCUUCCACCUCCAGUGCUGCAACCCACCUCUAAGUGAAGAAAUGCUUCCCCCAGGGGAAUGGAUGUGUCACCGCUGCAAUGUUCGAAAAAAGAAGCGAGAGCAGAAGUCAGAACAGACCAACGGCCUACCGGAGAAGUCCUCAUCUAAGCGCUCCGUGUCCCCGGCCGUGGAGCUGGAGCUCAACGCCGGCCCACUGCGGCUCGACGGCCUGCCUCCGGGGGCCGGAGCAGCAGGUCCCGGCCUGCGAGUGGCUCAGGUACGCCUCUUGGACCGCAGGACCAGCAGCAGGCCGAGCAGCCGGCCCGGAACGCCCACCUCCAACACUUCGUCCACCCCGACCCCCUCCGAGGAGCAGAACGACGGGGAGGAAGAGGCAGCAGAGCCCGAGGAUGAAGUUCUGGGCUCAGAGCACGAGGGUGCUACGCUAUCCGCUCCGACUCCACGCCUCCUCAAGAGGCCCUUUCAGCUGCUAAUAGCAGCCGCUAUGGAGAGAAACCCUACGCAGUUCCAGCUGCCCAGUGAGCUCACCUGCACCACUGCACUACCAGGCAGCAGUAAACGGAGGAGAAAAGAGGAGCUACUGGGGAAGCCAUUCAGGAGGCCUCAGCAUGAACUGGAUCCCAAUGGUCUGGUCCCUCUACCUGUCAAAGUAUGCUUUUCUUGCAGCAGGAGUUGCAGGUUGGCCCCCCUGAUCCAGUGUGACUAUUGUCCCCUUCUUUUCCACAUGGACUGUCUGGACCCUCCACUCACAGCUUUACCUGCUGGCAAAUGGAUGUGUCCAAACCAUGUUGAGCACUUAGUGCUGAAUCAGAGGAGCCUGAGCCUGUCCAGUCGCUGUCAGCUCUUUGACCAUUUCCAGGACAGGAUGUCCCAGCACGCCGUCAAGUUGGACUUCCUACGUAGAGUCCAUCGGCAGAACGCACCCAACCGGCGCACAACCCACCAGCACAAUAAGAAGACCAUGAAGGUGCCAGAUGCCAUCAAGUCCCAGUACCAGAAUCCUCCCCACAUGCUGCUUCCUGCAGGGGUGCGCCAGUUGGAGCUGGUAUGUAGCGGCGUGCCUGACCACCAGCCCUCAAAGCACCUCACCUCAGAGGCUGAGCAGCAGGAGUGGCUUCAGGAUGUCAUCGCCCUCCAGUGCAGCAUCAUGCGACACCUAUCCAUCAAGCAGAAGGCUUCGUCCGCAGCAUCCACCCUGUCGCCAGUAACAUCGUCAACAGAGUGGGUUUCUGAGCAGAAAGCCAGUACUAAAUCAUGUGUAACAUCAGAGGGCAUGAAAACUCCGUCUUCUUUAGGAAGGACUUCCCUCCCCGACCCCUGCUCUAAACCCUGCAGUACGCCCAAUGACCCCCAGGGGGCCUCGCUCUUAAGGGACACCCUUGCAGAGACGGGUGUUUGUAAAUGCAGCCCGACGCCAUGUCAGAACUGUAGGAAACCCAACGGACCUCUAGCAGAGGAGUGUCAGCCUCCCAAAGCCAACGGACCUAUAGACUGUAACAGUGCCUCGGACUCCUGCAGGCAGGCUGAGCUGCAGCACAGACUGAUGACCAGUACGACACCCCCGGACUCAGCUCCCGCCUCUGUGCUGGUGAACCACAUAGGAGCAGAAACGGUUAAAAAGGAGCCCGAGAGCACUACAGAGGCCUGCGCUCAGAAGAACUGCCCCACUGCCCUGACGAUAUGGCCCCACAGCGGCCAGCAGAACCACAGGAGCCAGACGGUCCUCCAGCAGGAGUGUAUGAGCAGCGAUGAAAAACCAACCUACUCCAUCACCAGCAGCGCCCGCUCAUACACACCACCUAAAGGCAACCAGGAGCACGACUCAACCAAGCUGAGGUCGUCUUCACUCUCUCCAGACAUAAAGGCUGGUCCUGGACUGAUGGGAUCACUGCUGCCCAGCACUCUCUCCUCCAUCGCUAACCUGUCCAGCUGCAUGAAAGAUGGAAAGGAGGAGGAAAGAGGGAUUGAGCUGGACAAACUGGAUGCAGAGAUGAUCAAGCUCCUGGCCUGGCAGAGGAUCCAGCAGCUCUUCCCCCCCAAAGUGCCCAGCACUCCACUUCCCCCGGCCACCAGCGCAGCCCCCAAAACCCCAACACCCUGCCCUGACAGUCAGAAGAAGGUCCAAGCCCGAGCCGUCUUCUACCCUCUGACAGGAAAAGGAGGAGCUGUCAGCAUGUGCUAUAGGACGUUAUAUAUAGGAUCAGGUGCUGACAUGGACGUGUGCCUUACAAACUACGGCCAUUGCAACUACAUAUCGGGGAAACACGCCUGUAUUUUCUAUGAUGAGAAUACCAAGCACUAUGAGCUGCUCAAUUACAGCGAGCACGGCACCACCGUUGACAACGUCCUCUACUCGUGUGACUUCUCUGAGAAGGCCUCUCCAUCUCCACCAAGCGGGCUGGUGGCCAAAGUCCAAGGCAUCAUACGCCGCAGUAAGAAGCGCGAGGACGACGAGGGUCCCAGCUCCGUGGUGGGUUUGUUGCCGGCCGGCGGAGUGAUGAGCAGCCAGCCUCAGGGCGGCUCCGAGCCGUCGUGCAGCUGUAAGGCGAGCAGCUCCAGCCUGAUCGGAGGCAGCGGGGCGGGUUGGGAGGGCACGGCCCUACUCCACCACGGCAGCUACAUCAAACUGGGUUGCCUCCAGUUUGUCUUCAGCAUCACCGAGUUCGCCAGUAAGCAGCCCAAAGAGGAGCAGACCACCACGCCCGCAGCCAGUUGCACUAGCACCAGCAGCAACGGCAGCAGCAGCGCGGCCAGCACCACUACCAGUACCGCCCCCACCACCACCUUCACACAACCACAACCACCACCACCACCACCACCACCAACACCCAACACUGCCACAGUGAGCAGCCCCUCCAGCCAGGAUGAGACCGACACUGAGACUGUCCCUCCCCACCAAGUGCCCGUACUGCGCUCCAACUCUAUUCCAUAACCUGCACAGGAAGUCCCACCCUCCCUACUUUUGUUUUGCACCUUCCGAGUCACAAUGAAGGGAAAGCUGCACAGCUGGUUGGUCAACAGGGAAAAGUUUAUUUUUUCAUUUUUAACGGUUUAUAUCUUUGCAUGAACUUGAAGUAUUUUUGACAAUCUCUUGUUUUUGUUUUUUUUGAAUGACUGACCAGUAACCCUCUGUUCACUUCAGACCGUUAGGACUUUGAGCAAACAUUAUUUACCCAUGCUCAACUUUUCUUUUGCCAGUAUAUUGGUCAUGUAUGGUGUAACAUUAUUUUGUCAGUCAACCCAUUUAGCACAAACCUUUUUAAUUUGUAGUAUUGAAUUCCAUACAUUCUAAUUUCUUUUGCUGCUUUUGCACCAUAGGUAGCUAUAUAUGUAUGAAAACAUACAUGCUUAUACACUAUAAUAUGUAUAUAUAAUGUAAAUAUAUAUAAUUCAGUGCCUCUCAAUUGGAGAAACAUUGGAUUUCCUGUAGAUUUACCAUUUUUUGGUUUUUAACUGUACAGUUCAUGGAAUUUGUGAUACUGUGUAGAGUACCAGAAGUUUUGUGAUAAAACUCGUUCUUAGUCUGUACUUUCCGCUGUAGUCCAUCUGUAAAUACCGUAUUGUUUUAGCACUCAUUUUAACAUCUUGUGCUGCUCUGUAUAUAAGCACUCUUUGUCUGUACCUGCUUGUCUGUUCAAACCUGUAAAUACAGAAAGAUUUUCUAAGAACAAACUCAA